AUGAAUAUGAGCUCACCAGUACUCGCUUUGCCGGAAGAAGGAAAGAAAAGACGGAUGAGACUGAUCCGAUUGAGAAAUGGGCACUACAGAAGAAUCGUUGACAUCACAAAUACUGAAGAAAGAAAAUUAUUUCCGAAUAUAUGUAGCUGUGCUUGCGUCACCCCCCGAAAGGAUGAAGCUGAGAAUGAAGGAAAAUUGGAAGACGUAAAAAAUGCCAAGGGCUCAAAGGAGUAUGACGACAAGAGCGAUUACAUGGAGUCUGAAAAGAAAGAAUCGUACAUAGUUGCAAUAAAUGAGGAGGAUCAAACAGAGAAUCUGUAUUCUAAAACAAUCUCGUUCACAUCUAUUACGCCUACAAGCGUAAGGAGUGAGGAAGAAGAAUCUCGCAGGAAACUGUCCCUGUUGGAUGCGAAGGAAGAAGAGGAGGAAGAAAUCGAAGUAGAGGAAGAGGAGGAACCGGAAGAGGAGAUAGAGGAAGAAUCAAGUGUUGAAGAAAAAGAAGAGGAAAAAAAACAAGUUGUACCUGAAGCAAAGAAACUAAUAGAACCAUCCAAAACGCUGAUGAGAGGAACCAAGGCAAACAUUUAUUUCUUAUCAAAUAAAGAAAUGGUACAAACUUUAAUGUGUUACAAUUACAAUUGCAACGCUGUGGUCUUCGAAAAAGACACCAUCCUAAGGUACCUUUACAUGAAGUCAAUCAACAAUAUCAUAUUGAAUGAGCGCAUGAUUGACGAGCUGUGUAAACAGGAAGAUUUAAAAUAUGUCCUAACCAGCAAUGCUAUAGUUUUAGAGUCCACAGAUUUUCUCAAGCCAAUGAUUAUAGAGUUUGAGUCAUCCAUUUCAAAGAGAGUAUUUGUUAGGCAUCUCAAGUACAAUGCAAAGAAAGAAAUAGACAUGAAAAAGUACCACGAUUACAUGGGCGAACUUAACACGAAUGAAAAAAUACGUCUCAUGAAGAUUGAAAGGUUCCACUCCUUCAAUAAGAUGAUCCAGAGUAACUGA
Molecule: messenger RNA, 1002 nt
Organism: Plasmodium fragile
Lineage: Eukaryota; Apicomplexa; Aconoidasida; Haemosporida; Plasmodiidae
Exons: 2
Coding region: 1-1002 (333 amino acids)
Source: RefSeq, a predicted model, not a curated record